Molecule: messenger RNA, 712 nt
Organism: Meloidogyne enterolobii
Lineage: Eukaryota; Metazoa; Nematoda; Chromadorea; Rhabditida; Meloidogynidae
Source: the annotation of a GenBank genome assembly
UUUUAAAAAUCCUAUCAGAUUUUCAACUUUCCAUCGAGUCCAACAAAACUCCAACGACGCGUUCUUCAACUUUUCAAGCCAACUCUUCAGCUCGAUCCUUAACGUAUGUCUUCGGAAGGAUUGAGUUUGGCCCUCGCGGUCCCCGCAACCUAUACGUUUCUUACAAUUACUCUCAUCUUUUUGAUGCUUUCUGGGACGUUUCUGCCUCUGCAAUGUUGCUGCUGCAAAAAGAAGAAAAAAAAGAGAUUGGUUCGACCACAGCCCGCCCCUGCUGCAACGGAAGCUCCAUCAGCACAACAAACGGUUGGACAACAGCAAGGUGUUAAGAAGUCUGUCAAAAAGCCAAGCGAGAAACCAAAAGAGAAGAAGGAAGGAUCAAAAAGCAAGUCAAGUAAAGCAGGGCUGUGCGCCAAAAUUUUCGCGUGGCGCGCCAAACGCCAAACGCCAAUUUUUUAAAUUUUAAAAACACGCCAAACGCCAAACGCCAAAAAUCGGCCAAAAUCAACGCCAAAACGCCAAACGCCAAACGCCAAAAUUUUUAGUGUCUAUAAAGACUUAAAAACCACUGUUCAUCUCAUUUUAGCGCCGCAGGCGAAAUUUUUUGAAUUUUCAAGAUUCCCAGAAGCCAGAAUUCAUCCUUUUUUACCGCCGGAGCGAAAUUUUUGAGAAUUUUGGAGGCAAAGAAGCCGAAAUUCAUCCUUUAAAAAAUUUA